This is a messenger RNA of Pecten maximus, 6855 nucleotides long. RefSeq names its product G-protein coupled receptor 161-like. The record is from RefSeq and is a predicted model, not a curated record. Gene Ontology annotation, molecular function: G protein-coupled receptor activity. NCBI's taxonomy places the organism in Eukaryota, Metazoa, Mollusca, Bivalvia, Pectinida, Pectinidae. Gene Ontology annotation, cellular component: membrane. Gene Ontology annotation, biological process: G protein-coupled receptor signaling pathway. The transcript has 2 exons. Bases 1222 to 2724 code for a protein of 500 amino acids.
CGUCCCUCGCUCUGCUGUGUGCGGAACGAGAUCUACCUGUUAAAAUCUUUCAUCUCGAUGGAGUCGUUUGCCAGUAGUGAUAAUGUUAUAGAUCCCUCGACUCGCUAGAGAGAGACUCUGUCAGUGUGGAGCUAUCGUAGUAUUGUUUACAUCGUAGCGUGCUUUAAUAUCCAAGAGGACUUUCAGCAGUAUAUGGCUUUUAGAUGUGAAUAAUGAGUUUAUGUAAACUCGACGGGGAUUUGAAACAAAGGAUUUUACUGUGGUUUUUAUGGGACCCCUUGGAUCAUGGAGCAUCGCUAUAAACAAUAGUAUAUACAUGUACAGUAUACAAAUAUAUUUAUACUUAAUUUUGUCCGCACACGAACACGUGGAGUUCAAGAGGAGCCACUGCAAAGCACUGUAACAGUUUUCAUAUCCGUGAGUUUUUACGUUCGAAGGAAGAAGAGUAGUACACAACGUUCUGUGUUUACAUCACCGGAAAGAAAAUCCGGAAUUCCGCUCCGGAAUUGGAAUCCGGACUUAUCGUCGGAUUGCUUCCUUCUUCAUUUCACUGAUUUGAGGUCAAGAGCACAUUAAGAUUUAAUAUUUAUGCUAUAAAAUACUUGUGACAUUGUGUAGCUGACAUUGGAUUAGACAGUAUUUUUUCCGGAAUUUUAAGCCCGAUGGUGUGUUCAAAUUUGGAAUCUAGUGUCAGUUUGUUUAGUUACAUAUCACUCAACAUUAAUGUUUGUUGUGUUCAUGCUCCGGAUUUUUAAAUUCGAGGGUGUGUGUCUUCGAAACCCUCCGAAGUAUGGAAGUUGACGUCGGAAAUGGCGUCGUAUACUGAAUGGACCGAUAGGUAUGUCGACGCUGUGAACGUUUAGGAAAAUAUUUUGAUGUGUUAAAAAAGGACCGAUUUUGUUGAUAGAGGUAUAUAUUAUUAUUUUUAAAGCAUAUUUUUUAAUUUAUUUAAAUGUUAUAGAUGUCAUUAAAGUACAAAUGCGAUAUAAUUCCUGUGGGAAGUUGUUAGAUUAUAUUAUCGUAAGUUGAAUAUUGAUGAUAGCUAAUUGCUAGAUCCGUACGUCGUAUGUUGAACAGUGAUGCGUACUGCGAGAUCUACUAUAGACAUUUUAAACCAUCAAUGGGAAAAAGCAGCUAUACAUACUUACUGACCGCGUGGGGACGGGCCACAUCGUGUGAUGCCUGCUUUACCCCCGGGAUUGAGGAGGGGCGCACACAGCUAUGACAGUCCCUGGACAUCACAGCAGUGGGGAGGUGAAUUAUUCUUUCUGGGGCAAUAUCUACAACGCUUCCGCCUCUUUCAGGGAGACCCACCCACCGGGCUGGAGUACACAGGGUCGAGGAAUAACACAUGGGAUUUUUCUAUUGGUUUUUACUGUCAUUGGAAGUACAUUUAAUGUUUUUAUGAUCGUUGCUAUUGUCCCAAACAGAAGAUUACGUACAGUGAGGAAUAUAUUACUUGUCCACUUAGGGGCUGUCGGGUUAGCUUCGUCCAUACUGACCACACUUUACGCUGGAGUGGUCAGCUUAUGUGGGUAUUGGCUAGGUGGUCAAAGUAUGUGUCACGCGUACGGAUUCUUACAAUCAUCCUUUACGCUGACCAGCGUUUGGACAAUAGCCGCUCUUAGUUGGGACAAAUAUCAAACUAUUGCGUCGCCAUUACAUCAUUCCUUAACGGCAACUGCGCGUAAAAUGACGUCAUUAUUUUCUGUGUUCUGGGUGAGUGCAUUCAUAAUGGCGUUACCGCCACUUUUUGGCGGGAGUUCCUACAUUUUCUCACCUGUAACGGGCACGUGCUUUAUAAACCACCUGGAUGUGUUAAGUCGAUGGUAUGUGGGUAUACUAGUAAGUGCUAUGUUUUAUAUACCAUUGUCUGUUAUGAUCUAUUGUUAUACACAUAUAUUUCGCAUAGCACGAACGCAAAGCAGCAGAAUCGCCGCGACCAUGGUUCGAAUGGCAUGUGUCGUACAGGCGCCUAUAGCCCUUAACACACAGGCUACAGCCCCACUAUCGACGUCUAUUAAGGGCACAAAGGCUAUGCUUACCAUCCUCCAGCUUGUAGGAGCUUUUACACUAACUUAUAUACCCUUUUCAAUCGUUAUAUUAGUGGAAGCUGCCGCCGGAAGGAGGCAGGUAGACCCUAUGUUGGUUUCCAUAGUAACGACAUUAUUCCAGGCAGCGCCGAUGAUCAACAGCGCCAUCUAUGGUAUACGAAAUAAAAUUUUACGAAAUUCUUUUAUACGAUAUACAAGACGAAAAGUACAAUUGUUUUGUUAUAAAGACAAACGUAAAGGAAGUGUUAAAAGAUCGUCGUCGUUCCGAAUGUCCUUAAUGCAGAGAAAAUCUAUUCAUCAAAACGGAAAUGCUCAAAGUGGACAUUUACGAAGGACUCAGUCGCUCCAGGUUCGACAUCUCAGUGUUCCUAGAUCAGAUAUAGUAAAGUAUGAGAGUAGUGAAAAUAUUCGUAAAACUCGAUCAUUUACGCUUCAAAAUGGUCACGCAUUUGCCAAUGAAGAUGAGGAAUGUUGUCUCGCACCGCCGCCAUCUUUAAAUGAUUUUGAUGACGUCAAAAGUGAAAUACUGAUCAUGAAAAAAGUGUCUGACACAGAAAAAGAAAAAAUGAUGGAUAAUAACGACAACGAGGAGGAUGUUAUCGACGACGAAGAAGGCGAUGUGGAGGAGGAGGAGGAGGAUGACGUCACUCUGGAUAAUGGAUCAAUGUGAAGGUUGUAGAGAUAUAUUUUGGGAGCACGUGCAAGAGCGGAAGUCGACAGGAAGCAGAAAAGAGAAGCGGAUGCAUAAAUCUGAGUCAACCUCUGACCACUAGAGGGCGUUGGGGUUCUCCACAUCUUUGAUCAGAAAUGAACAACUACAGUCAGUUCUUGGUAGGAAGCUGAAUGAAUAUGGAACCGGACCGUCUCUCCAGAAGAGCAUCAUGUAUAAACACUGAUAUAAAUUAUGAUGCCAGAAAGUAUCUCACGUCAUAAUGGCAAUGACAACACAAUAACAUGUGACGUCACGAUGACAUGUGACGUCAUAAUGGCACAUAACUUCAGGAUACCAGAACGUCGAUCGAUGAUGAAUUACGUAAGAUAUACAUGAAGCUAUUCAAUAUGUAAUCCUCCUCGAAUAAGCAGAGACAGGAAAUCGAUUUCUAUAAGUUUUGAGCAGACGCCGGAAUUGAUUUUUGUCAUCUGCUUCCCUAUGAGAUAUCUGGCCCUGAGCGUGACAGGAAUGAGAGAGGGUGUGAUCUACUUUGAUGUGAAUAAGUCAUAUCAGCCUUUUAUAGAAAUAAUGUCGUUGCGGUUAUAUUUUGAUACGUACAACCCCCUUGACUGUGGUCGUCUAGCAUACACUCUUUGUAAUUUACAAAUACCAUAUUUUUAGACUUAAGGAUGUUUGCUUUCUUAUACAUUAUGCACGUGACUUUGAACAAUAGUUGUUGCAUUUUAAUAUCAUGUUAAAUUUAAUUAUUUAAUUAAUUGCGAUAAAAUAGAUGUUCAAGACAAAAUUGUCCGUCUCAGAAUGUUUUCAUUGGGUACUCUUUUGCAAUAAACACACAAAUACACAACUUUUUUUUAACAACAUCAAUCGUACUGCGUAUGGCAGAGAGUAACAGGAAAUUGAUCCAACAACAAAACAAUUUUAAAACCGAUUCCGGUAACUGGACUCAUUUAUCCGGAUGCUUAGUUAGUUGGAAUUUGUUUCGGGGGAGAGGGAGACAAAUCCCGACUCUAUGACGGUGCAAAUGAAUAGUUCGAUUCAAAGCUAGCCCUUUGGGGAUGACAACGUAGCAACACAAUUUUUAAAAAAGAAAUCAAAAAUGUACAUAUUGUUUUCGGGUCCGGAAUAAUGAUUUUGUGUUGUUGAAAUAAUCAAAGAUUAUUGAACUUUUUCAUUAUCUCUUAUCUAAAUAUGAUACCAAGCCAAUCGCAGUGGAAUUAAUAUUCACAAAUGCAUUGUUUUAAGCAUGAAAUAAAAUCCAUUAUUAUCUGCAAUUAGUCGUAAUUUACAGUAGGUUUGCGAUUUCUUCAAAAACUUUAUUCUUGAGAAUUUAAUUUUGCAUGUAAGACAUCUAUCCUGUUCUCAAGAUCUGUUAUUGCUUUUUUAUGCAGGGUAACCAACUUGAAAACAUUUUUUAUCGAAGUAAAAACACGUUACAGUAAUUUUAAUUGUCUUCAAUAUUAGAAAAUUUGAUUAAAAUUCGCUGCAUGCUUAUUUUUAAACUAUCAAAGUACGACCGAAUGAAGUAGAAUUGACGCCUUAUCUGAAUUUAAACUCUUUAUCAAAACGACAUAAUAUGGGAUUUUGAUGAAAAAAUAGGUUUUAACCGUACACAUGCACUUUAAGUUUUCAAUCGCAGAAAUUUUAAUAAUAUGAACUUUAAUUAUUUUAUAAUUGAAUUUAGUUAAAAGUGUAAUCAUCGAAAUAUGUUUUGCAGUUCCUGUUCUUCAGUGAACAGACUUAAUCUCUCAAAUCGAUUUUUUAUUUCAAAUAUCUUAUUAACCAGGAGAAGUUUUUAAAGUUGAUUUUAAGAGUUGUCAGGCUCCUAAAUUCAUAUGAUAUCCAUCCCUGUCCACUUUCAACAGGUAAACUAAAUAUCAUAAUCCACCUGAUAAUUGUAUGGUUUUCGUAUGUUCAAUCAUUCAAAUUGAUGUAAUAUUUGUCAUGUUACAGUUACAAUUGAAAAUGAAUUUGAUGAUAAAAAGUGUUCAUCGAGGUCUAAAGAUAUUGAGUUUGUAUCAAUUUUACCAUUAUGCUAUUUUUCACUGAGGCACCUCUCAAUGAACAUAUUUCAUUCACGUGUAUAUCGUAUCAUGAAAUGAUUAAGGCUGUGAAAAUAGAUUAUAUAUGUGUUAUUUUUAACAUAAAAUCAAAAUGUUAUUUUUAAAAAUGUAAUACAAAUUGAUGAUGUUUUUGAUAAGUAUAUGAGCAGUAAAGCGUUGUGAUGAGACUAAUCGUGCGUACAUGUGUAGGAUGAUUUGUGAAAUUGAGCGAAGAUGAUUGAAAAUGAAACUUUGAAUCAAAAAUGAAAGUUUCUGUACAUACAACACAUCAAGCUAUAAACAUUGUAAUUUUGCGCUUUUAUUUCAACUGUCAAAUUUUGAAUUAUUAAAUCGUGAUGAAAUAUUUUUUGAUGCUACAAAAUUGUGAUAUUGCCAUAAUCAAAAUAUGUAAGCAAGUGUACGAUGAUGUAAGUAUCUUUGUGGCAUUGUUAUUUCCCAUGACUAAUGUUUCUCAAUGAUAUAAAAUCUCAUUGCCUGUGGAGAUUAUAAGAAUUUUCUAGGAGAAUAACUCUAGUUGGCAUUAAGGGUAGUAAGUCGCGUUCGCAUGAUUUCUUAAGGACAAUAAUUCUCGCUUGCAUGGUUUCUGAAGUACAAUAAGCCACGUUAAAUCGGUCUCUCACUGUAAACGGGGAAAUUCACGCUUAUUACACGGAGUCCUUUCGAUCGUGAAAACUACCCCGCGCAUAUAAUUUGGCACCAAUUUGCGUUAUCUCGAACUACAAAUGGGUGGAUCAAUCGCGAAUUUAACCCCCGUGAAAAUAACCACGUUUACAGUAAGUCUCGUUCUCGUGGUAUCUGAAAGACAUAAUAGCCUUGGUUGCAUGGUUUCUCAAAGACUAUAAGUCUCGGUUGCUUGGUUUCUCAAGGACAACAAGCCUCGUUACAAUCUGUUUCUCAAUGACAUUAGGCCUUGUUCACAUUGUUUCUCAAGAACAGCAAGUCUCGGUUGCAUGGUUCCUGAAGGACAAUAAGUCUCCGUUCACAUGGUUUCUCAAGGACAAUAAGUCUUGGUGACAUGGUUUCUAAAAGACUACACCUCUCGUCCACAUGGUUUUCAAGAAAGCCAAUCUCGGUGGCAUGGUUUCUCAAGGACAGCAAGUCUCGUUGCAAUCGGUUUUUGAAGGACAUUACGUCUCUAUUGCAUGGUUUCUCAAGGACAAUAAGUCUCGAAUGAAUGGUUUCUCACGGACACCAAGUCUCGCUCAGGGGCAAUACGUCUCGUUCGCACGGUUUCUCCAGGACAACAAGCCUCGUUACAAUGGGUUUCGGAACGACAAUAAGUCACGUUUACAUAGCUUCAGUAGUACAAUAAGUCUUGGUUGCAUGGUUUGUGGACGCACAAGGAUCAUCAAGAACCUUUUUUUUCAGGUUACCUUAAAUGCUUUGAUCUCAAUAACAUUAUUUUCACUGUGAAUUAUAUAGGAUAAGACAUAUAUUAACUCACAUGGUAGUUAAAAAUCGCCUACCUGUACAUGUUGUGUCCAGUUUUUAUCGUCAUCAGUUGUGAAAUGGCACGGAUCAAAUUGAUGUUAAUUAAGGUCAAAAUCGUAAAGAUGACCGGUACAUAGCUGGUGUUAAUCACAGGAGUACACGUUCAUUGAGCACUUUUGUUUCUUUUGAUUUUCUCUCUUGAGCUAUUAAAUUAUUUGUUCCAAGAUAAAGGUAUCGACUGCCAGAGGAUUACUAAAUAAAUGCAUCAGAUUAGAUAUUAGAAUAGAUAUAAUAAAAUGUAAGGUCGAAUCACCGUGAUGUGUGUUGCUUCAGCGACGCGGUGGUUUGUUUGUGAGAAACCACCGUGACUUAUAGGGGUGGGGGUUUUGUCAAUAACUAAAUGGUGUGUACUGUAAUAAGUUGUGACCAAGAUGUGAUAUAAUGAAUUGUGAUGAAUAUUUGAUAAUUGUUUGACGUUGUAAUAUGAUAAUGAUAUAUGAUGCACUGUUGUGGUAUACUUGUGACUAAACACUUGUACUGUUAACUAACUUAUGAAUGCUAGUAGUUAAAAGGCUCGUUAGUUCAUGUGAUCGGAGUCACGUGAUAGUUUAAAUAAAUUAUUGUUACAUUAUACAAA